Messenger RNA from Acanthopagrus latus (yellowfin seabream), 7008 nucleotides. RefSeq names its product Ras association (RalGDS/AF-6) and pleckstrin homology domains 1b (gene raph1b). The coding region runs from base 364 to 5073 and encodes 1569 amino acids. The record is from RefSeq and is a predicted model, not a curated record. Gene Ontology annotation, cellular component: cytosol; plasma membrane. The transcript is spliced from 18 exons. NCBI's taxonomy places the organism in Eukaryota, Metazoa, Chordata, Actinopteri, Spariformes, Sparidae. Gene Ontology annotation, biological process: signal transduction.
GGACAGGAAACGACGGAGACGCGCAGCGUGUCUCCUCCUCAGCUCCAGGAGAGAGAGAGAGAGAAGAAUGGGAAAGGGACUGGGAAUGUAUAUCUAGAGGAGGCAGCGUGUGAAAACAUGACAAGGGGCAGUUUUUAGCUGUAGUCCUGUUUGAAACAGAUAAUUACGCAUAUCACAUCAGGAGUUUUCCUUCUUUUUGCCCCUAGGGACAGGGAUAUUUGGCUGCCAUUGGAGAACACCGGGGAAAAGAGGAGUCGCUUUGUGAAUCCCAUUUGGCUGGGAUAAGAGCCCAGUCACAGAGCGGAGUGGUGGUUUCAUCUGACCUUUAACCUCAGUAGGAAGAAGGGAAAGGCCACUUCAGAGAUGGAGCAGGUGUCAGAUGAUGAGCUGGACCAUGGCGCAGAGGAGGAUAGCGACAAGGAGGACCAGGACCUGGACAAGAUGUUUGGAGCCUGGCUGGGAGAGCUGGACAAGCUCACACAGAGUCUGGAUGAUGGCAGGCCCCAGAAGGCGCUGCAGAAGCCUCCUCUCAGACAGGAGACAAACAUGGCCAACUUCUCCUACCGCUUCUCAAUGUACAACAUAAACGAGGCGUUGAACCAGGGCGACACAGUGGACCUGGACGCCCUGAUGGCCGACCUGUGCUCCAUUGAGCAGGAGCUCAAUACCAUUUCCAAACCAAGCUCCACAUCUCGUGGCCAAAGCAAGGGCCAGCAGCGGGCCCCUGGGGGGCGCAGUGCCAGUACCAAGCACACAGGCACGAGUGGAGGGGGAAGCAGCGGAGGAAGUGCCAGUAGCAGUACCCGGGCAUCCCCAGCCAACACUGUACGAAGCAACAGCAGCAGCGCCCGCCCUGCAGCCUCCAACAUCUCCCUGGCUGACAUUACCUCUCAGCUGGAGAAGGCCUCCCUGAGCAUGGAUGAAGCGGCACGUCAGACUUCUUCCUCUUCUUCCACCUCCUCCUCAUCUUCCUUCUCCUCCACCACGCUGCGGCGGCCCUCUUCCGGAUCGUCCGGUGGGGGAGGACAGCACCGUAGGACAGGCUCAGUGGGCGCAGUCAGCGAGCAGGAAGCUCCUUCCCAGCGGUCCAGUGUAAACUCGGCAUGUGCCUCAGCAUCCAGCAUGGACUCGCUGGACAUCGAUAAAGUGACGGCGGGCGGAGAGGUGGAGGGCCAGAGCAGCCCGAGCACGCAAGGACAGAACCAGACCAGCACAGAGCAUGUCACACUGCGACGGGCCAGACGGCAUCUUAACUUCACCUCACGAGAGGGUGAAAUGGAUCAGGCCACUCACUCCUAUCUGGACCGAGAAACCUCGCUCAUUCUGAAAAGCAUAGCUGGAAAGCCUUCUCACCUCCUGACCAAGGAGGAGCAGGCUGCCAAAUUGAAGGCAGAGAGGAUACGAGUCGCCCUGGAAAAAAUCAAAGAGGCACAGGUCAAAAAGCUGGUGAUCAGGGUCCACAUGUCAGACGAGAGCUCCAAGACCAUGAUGGUGGAUGAGCGGCAGACAGUCAGGCAGGUGCUGGACAGCCUGCUGGAUAAGUCCCACUGUGGCUACAGCCCUGACUGGUCUCUUGUGGAAACCAUCAAUGAACUACAGAUGGAGCGUAUCUUUGAAGAUCAUGAGAACUUGGUGGAGAACCUUUUAAACUGGACCCGGGACAGCCACAACAAGCUAAUGUUCAUCGAACGCAUUGAGAAAUACGCUCUUUUCAAGAACCCUCAGAACUAUUUGUUGGGGCGGAAAGAGACAUCUGAAAUGGCUGACAGGAAUAAGGAGGCUUUAUUAGAGGAGUGUUUCUGUGGCGGCUCUGUGUCAGUACCGGAGAUAGAGGGUGUCCUGUGGCUGAAAGAGGAUGGGAAGAAGUCAUGGAAGAAACGUUACUUCCUCCUCAGGGCGUCAGGAAUCUACUACGUCCCCAAAGGCAAAGCCAAGGCAUCUAGAGAUCUUGUGUGCUUCCUCCAGUUGGACCAUGUUAAUGUGUAUUAUGGCCAGGACUACCGCAGCAAAUACAAGGCUCCUACCGACUACUGCCUGGCCCUAAAGCAUCCACAAAUCCAAAAGAAGUCACAGUACAUCAAGUAUCUGUGCUGCGAUGAUGUCAGGACCCUGCACCAGUGGGUGAACGGAAUUCGCAUCGCCAAGUAUGGGAAACAACUAUAUAUGAACUACCAGGAGGCCAUGAAGAGGACGGAGGCAGCCUACGAUUGGUCCUCGCUCUCUACCUCCAGCAUCCGAUCAGGCUCCAGUUCUGCCAGCAUACCUGAGUCCCAGUCAAAUCACUCAGGCCAUUCCGACAGUGGGGUUGACACAGGCUCGUCUCAUGGCCGGUCCCAGAGUGUGGUGAGCUCCAUUUUUUCCGAGGCCUGGAAGAGAGGUACCCAGAUCGAGGAAAACACCAAGCAUAUGAGGAUGGAGGCAUCCAGAUCGGGCACCCUGCCGCAUGGCUCUCACAGUCACCGACAUCACAGCCAGCAUUCAGUUGAUCACCCGGCCCUGACGCCCCCUCCCCAGCCUCAGGUGCAGCCGCAGCCUCAGCCUCAGCCCCAGCUCCAGCCGCAGCCUCAGCCUCAGCCCCAGCUCCAGUCGCAGCCUCAGUCGCAACUGCAGCCUCAGUCUCAGCCGCAGCCUCAGCCUCAGCCUCAGCCGUACCAACAGCACCAACCACAGCCUCAGCACCAGUCAACAUACCCCCAGACACCAACCCAGCCACAACACCAGUCAACAUACCCCCAGACACCAACCCAGCCACAACACCAGCACAUGCCUCCUCAGUCUCCUCAGCAGGCCCCGCAGCCUCCACCUCAGCGCCCUCAGCCAACACCACAGUCUCCACAACAGUCACAGACCUGCAACAACUACAGCCAUAUGCCCCCGCAGCAGCAACAGCUGGCGCCUCCACCCCCACCUCCUCCUCCGCCGCCUCCCCCUCCUCCACCGCCACCAGUUCAGAUGGUGUCACACCACUCACCAGCUCCAACCAUGUACAAGUACAGCACCAUCACCAGGCUGCAGAACCAGAAGGCGUUCCCGGGUGGCAACCACAAGCUUCCCGCUCAUCUUCAUGCAACAGCUCAGCAAGUUCUCCCCCCAAUUCCAACACCACCUGCAGCACAGGUCAAACCAAUCAAUGUGAAUCACAUUGCGGCAAGGACUAAUGUCCCGCCUCCACCUCCACCUCCUCCUCCCCCUCCACCAUCCAUGCCAACCCCUGGGUCAGCCAUGGCUGUAUUGAGGCUGGGACCUCCCAGCCCAGCUUCACUCCCACCUGCCUUCAUUCCUCCACCCCCAGCACCUCCACCUGCUCCACAGACCAAUGGAGUAGCAUUUCCUCCCCCUCCUCCUCCUCCCCCUCCACCCCCCUUUGAACCGGCUCCUAUGAGCCAGCCCGUUUACAAUAACGGGCUGAAGCAGGCACUGAAGGAAAGGUUUCCUAGCCCCCCACGGGACCUCCUUUCUCCCAACGGAGGCCUUGAGGAGUCUCCACCACCUGCCCCUGCUCCACCACCCCCACCUCCUCCACCCCCACCUCCACCACCGCCACCUCCUCCUCCUCAGCAGUUCCCAGUGCCAUCCCAGUUCCCGCCCCCUCCUGCACCGCCACCAGCGCCACCCAAAACUUUUACCCCAGGCUUUGUCCCUCAUACUGCUCCUAAACCAGUGUCACCUGUCUCCCCAUUCCCCCCUGCCCCACCUCCUGCUGUCCUCGGUGGCCCAGCUCCGCCACCACCUCCACCCCCUCCUCCACCUGCACCCUUCAAGAAGCAGUUCAGCCUCCAGGCAAGCCACACCUCUAGUCAUCCACCUCCAACUCUGCCCAAGCAGCACAGCCUGUCAAAGCCGACAUCCAUCUCCACGGGAGGAGCUUCAACCAUGUCCUUGGUGAAACAACUUGCAAGUCAGUUUCCAGGAGCCCCAUCCCAAGUAGCCAAUAACACAGACAGCCCCAAAGCCCCGCUCUCCCCACCUGCAGUCAAGACCAAACCAAAAUGGCAGCCUGGAGGAGGCCAACAGCUGCAGUCUCCAGAGUUCCCUCCUCCUCCACCAGACAGCAAUGCUGGCUUCCCAGCUCCUCCUCCUCCUCCUCCUCCUCCUCCGCCACCUCCUCCAGCUCCUGUCACAGGCCCAACUCCGCCUCCUCCUCCCCUCCCUCCUGGAAAUCUGGGCUCCCCCACGAGGAGUUCGCCCUCCUUCAAUUUAGGAGGCAAGAAACCUCCUCCCACUCCUCAGAGGAACUCCAGUGUAAAGUUCAACGCCUCAGCUUCCUACGAGGAAUCCAGGAGAAACUUGCUCAGCAAGUUUGCCCCACAGAAGGGCACCCCUCCCUCCUCCCCAUGUCCCACCUCCUCCUCACCUUCCAAAGACCCCUCAACUGGACCCCCUGCUCCCCCAAAACCAGGCAAGCUCAACCUGGCCAACCUUCCCAUGGCUCUCCAGGCCAAGGUGAGCCAAGUCAAGCAAUCCAGCGGAGACUUCCCCUCCCCACCACCUGAUUGCGCCUACUUCCCACCUCCUCCACCAGCCUCUGAGCUCUUCCCCCCUCCUCCACCACCUGGUAGUGAUGCCCACAGCGGAGGACCUCCGAGAGUAGCCGUGGUCAACCCACAGCCCCAGGCUCCUCCUCCUCCUCCGCCUGUCUCCCUUGUCAGCAACUCAACAUGGGGGAAGAGUUCACUGAAAAAGACUCCUCCACCCACACUCGUGAAGCGCAGUAACACCACCCCAGAGCCCCCUCCACUCUCACCACCUCCACCCACCUCCCCAAAGGGCAGCUCUGGCCAGCCAAAUUUCUUGGCAGAUCUCAACCGGACACUGAAGCGAAAGUCGGUGGGUCGCCAGGGUUCUCUCAACUCAGCCGGUCUCGCGGGCAAGUUGGACCCUGUGGGGACUAUGGACGACAUGGCACUGCCUCCACCACCCCCUGAGCUGCUGCUUGACCAAGGAAAGCAAAGCAACGGGGGAAAUGGCGGCUAUAUGUCCGGAAACAUCUCAGGCUAUGCAACGCUACGAAGAGGACCCCCACCUGCACCACCCAAACGGGGGGACACCACCAAACUUACUGGAGAGUGUUGAACUUGGAGAUCUGGACACAGUAAAGAUGGACAAAUAGACAAUGAGUAAAUAUAUGGAAGCAAACAUAAGCAAACUCCUGAAUUCCAUCUGUCCGCUUGGGAUCAUAAUGAUAAAUGGAUGACUGUGUAUAUACUAAAACCCAAACCAGACCAUGAUCAAUUAGUGUUUGCUAAUUAUUUUUAUCAUGCUUGGCAUUCUGGGUCUGUGGGGUCUACAAUACUGGGACAAUUAAGACUGGAGCAGGUAAGUUUAAGGUCACAGAAAAGUUUCUGUGAUUGUCUAAACUCUCUGGGAGACAUUGUUUUACCCUGUAUGGUAAACCUCACCCGUCUGGUACACCAAGCAGAUUUAAAUAAACAUUAAUAAGAAUUGUGCAAAUAUUACUGGAUCCAGGUCUGAGCCAAACCAUGUAUCCGCUUCUUUGCCAUAAGUUUGUGCCACGUACUGGAGACAAAAAAAAAAAAAAAAAAAAAAAACAAGACAAAAAACACAUCAGGAUCUUUCUGCUUUGGUACUGCAUGGACCUCAUGUAAGGACAAGCUGGUGUGUGCAUGAGUGAGAAAGAGAGACUGCGUAUGCAUACAUGCAUCGUGUGCAUGCAUGUAUGUAUGGUUAUAUGGUGAUGAAGUAGUUAGGGAAGGCCUUCGUGGAGCGGGGACGGUUCGGGUUUGCUUUUAUAUAAAAUUAUUUAAUGAUUGAUAAAUGGAAGGAUUUUUUUACAAGUCUGUCUUUUAACAGCUGGUCAACAAAGUCUACAGAGGAACACAACGUUAGGGCACAAUGGAAUGUAUAGGGUAAGGCAUAUUUGGAAAAAAAAAUACAGGAAUCACACACAUGAAGGCAAUGAUUCAGUAAUAAAAAAUAAAAAAAAAAGAUUUAAUAAAAAAAACAUUAAAAUCUCAAACUUUUCUAGACUGUUUCACCACUAUGAGGAAGCCUUACUCCCAAAGUCUUGCACAGAGGUCAAAGCAGAAAGGAGAUUUCUUCCAAAGGUUCAGCGGAGUCUGGACUGUGCAACUGGAAAUAAAAUCCACUUUUUAUUUAAUGGACGUCUGUAAAUGAAGAGGGGAGGGGCCUGUGAUGGUGUAUCUUCGUGGACUGUGUGAGUUUCCCCGUGCGUUGGCUUGAUUUUUGGACCUUAUCCUUCAGUUUGUGUCUGUACAGUCGCAGCUGCUACUCCGUUAAAUGUCAGUCGCCCCCCCCGCCGCCUUCUUUAAGUCACACGGUGUUACAAAUCAGGAAGUAGAAUGUACAGAUUGGAUUCAGUCAUGUGAAGUAUACCCAGUUUGAAAAAGAUACAUUUGUCUGGUUAAUGUACAGAGCAUCAUGUAGUCGAUAACAGAAAUCAUCUGACUGGCAUUAGACUGAAUGUUUUCAACUUUGUGUGUCUGUUCUAUGUUGUUUCUUUAAGGUGCCAUUACUGCUUCAACUGAGGUGCACAGAGUGGAUCAUGAAGGGUUUUAACUUCUAGCAGCAAUGCCUUAAUUUUUAGGGUGCUAGUGCUGUCCUUCAAGGAAACUCGAUCUCAACACGUCCCUGUGUGCCAGGAUGACAUAUCAUUACUAUUUCAGAUUGGUUCUUAAUUGGUUUAUCGUGUGGAAAUGUGUUGUGAAAAUGGUUUACACGACCAUUAUAAUCCACAGGUUCAUUGAGCUUAUCAUGAAGCUGGUUUUGGUCGUUUGCACACGAGCCAAGUUUAACAUGCUGUUCUUUUGUCCUACUCCACUACGGUGGUGCGAUCGCCACCAUCUCUUAUAACUGAAUAUCAUUGUCCUUAACAGGAUGUUUGCUACAGUACAGUAUGUAAGUUAUUGAUGUGCUGAUGUGAACAUGUGGGAGGGGGGGCAGGUGAAAUGAAGAAAAGUGGUUGCAGAUGAGUAAAUGUGUCCUCUUGCAUUUAAACUGAAAAAUCACAAUAUAAAUGUUCAAACCAGA